CUUGUCCAUGACGCUGUUCUUCUUUCUCCACCCUCUCGUCCUUGACGAUGUUCGGCUGCUGCGUCGCUGGCCGUCUCCUUCAGACGAACUUACAACAAGUCGAUGAAACGCGUGCCUAUUUCGAGUUGCCCGCCGCCAGCUCAAUCAACCACAUCUGCGUGUUUCUGCUCGGGACCAUCCCAUUUCCAGAAGGUUAUGGGUGUACGGUCCACUUUUUCUGGCCGGGGAAGGGAUUUCAGGUCCUCGGGAUGCUGUCAAACGAGAAACCAUCCGCCAUCUUCCGACUCCGCGGCACCUUCACCGCCCAGUCCGCCAGCUCAAGCCACUCCGCCUUCUCAGAUGCAGCAGGCGGAGCGCCCGACGCCGCCGCCCAAGUCACGGCGAUCCUCGGCCUGGCAAUCGAACCCCUCGCCGACAUCGCGGCGCAGAUGUCUUCUAUGAGUGGUGCAGUUGCCCGGCCGGAGCCGACGCGGGAUCCGACGGUCUUGGCGGAGCGCAUCGUGAAGCACCUCUUCAACUACGUGUCCGGGUUCACAGGCGGGAACGCGGUCUCACCUGAUGUGCCGGUGCCGAUGGGGCUCAUCGUCAAGUGGUAUGAGAGCUUCAUGGCGAAGGUGAAGAAUGGCGGGAUCGGUUUCUUAGAUCGGACGGAGUGAGGGCUCGGAGUUCUCCAUCAAUCUGUGUUGUAUCUGUAUCGUUCGCUGUAUCAGAACAUAGUUCUCAUCCAACAUCCACUCGUAACGUGCGAGUGCCACCAUCUUUCCUCAGAUCGAUCUCGAAACGCAUGCGAUCUGCCCUUGCGAAACACGAGUUGGAACACGGAUUAUCGAUUGCGUGUCGGAGCGGCUAGGUUUCUCUACUUUUCGCCCUGCACUUGCGACUGCACAAUGGUAGCGUCUAGCCCACUGAGACCAAGUUGACGAAAAAAGAUGCCCAGUGGGAUCGACGUGCCGACAACAGAAUGAUUGAAGGAUCGUAAAUAGCCGCAACCCACCACUUCCAAGCGCUCACAGUUGCAAUGACGCACCCUAAUCUGAUCGGUGCGCGUAAGCAAGUUUUGUCAGGAGAAUUUGAUUGUCCAAGUAUAGUCGGUCAAUAUAUCCGAAAUGCCGUAAGACCCCACUGCGUCAUCUCUUCUUCAAGUAUCUCUGUCACCACAUUCGACAGAAUCGACACCAACCCACCACCCUACACAGUAGUCUCUUCGCUACCACCAUGUUUUCGAUAGCUCGCACUGCCCUCCGGCCCACUCUGACGGUCGCACGCGCGUCGCGUCUUGCUGCCUCCAUCCACACCCUUCCCGACCUCCCCUACGCGUACAAUGUGUGUAUCAUCGUCACCUUCCGGUCUUCCCCGAGCGUAUCUGAGUGCGCCACGGUGUAGGCCCUGGAGCCGUAUAUCUCCGAAGAGAUUAUGACGCUGCACCACAAGAAGCACCACCAGACGUAUGUCAACGGCCUGAACGCGGCGGAGGAGUCGUACGCAAAGUCCUCCUCGACCAAGGAGCAAAUUGCGCUCCAGGCUGCGCUUAAGUUCAACGGAGGAGGUGCGCUUUAUUCCCACACUUUUUUUCUUAACACGUGCCGAGGUGCGGCUGUCUAGGACAUAUCAACCACUCUUUGUUCUGGAAGAACCUGGCACCUGCCUCUGAGAGCAAGCUCGAGGAUGGCGCGCUUAAGGCUGCACUCGAACGCGACUUCGGGUCCGUGGAUGCUUUCAAGAAGGAGUUCAACACCAAGACGGCUGCCAUCCAGGGCAGUGGGUGGGGCUGGCUCGUGCGUGGAUCCGGACGAGAGGGAUGGACGCGCAGUGACUAACGACUGGCCAGGGAUAUAACCCGGCCUCUAAGAAGCUGGAGAUUGUGACGACUUCCAACCAGGACCCUUUGAUUACCCACACUCCCAUCAUCGGUGUCGACAUCUGGGAGCACGCGUUCUACCUCCAG
This is a messenger RNA of Mycena citricolor, 1945 nucleotides long. NCBI's taxonomy places the organism in Eukaryota, Fungi, Basidiomycota, Agaricomycetes, Agaricales, Mycenaceae. The record is from the annotation of a GenBank genome assembly.